Tupaia belangeri chinensis (Chinese tree shrew) is the source of this 4009-nucleotide messenger RNA. It is a transcript of the gene ZMYM1, whose product is annotated as zinc finger MYM-type containing 1. The transcript is spliced from 7 exons. Bases 895 to 3900 code for a protein of 1001 amino acids. Gene Ontology annotation, molecular function: protein dimerization activity; zinc ion binding. The record is from RefSeq and is a predicted model, not a curated record. Lineage: Eukaryota; Metazoa; Chordata; Mammalia; Scandentia; Tupaiidae.
CAGCAUCCUUAACCACCACCACCACCUGCUGGCCCAUGACUAGUUCUUAAGAACUGUAUUGAUAAGAAAUGUCAUUUCUGCACUUCAGUUAGUAUCCUAAAUUUGCUUCUAAGUACACUCAGUUUCUUUCAGUUUCUUUCAAGGAAUGUCUUAUUUUGGAAUCAGGUCGCCAUCAUUGGAAUUUUGCUCACGUAUGUCACGUUUUCUUAUUCAAAGUGUGAUCCCCAGUCAGCAUGCAGCGUCCACUGAGAGCAUGUUCUGGGUACGGUUCUCAGGUCUCAUUCAGACCUAAUCAGAGUUGCAUUACCCCUUAGGGAUCCAUGUGCGUGCUGAAGUUUGAGUCACUGCAAACUUGUUUCUUAGUAUUCCCUUCCUUUCCAUUAAAUGUACGUAAGAAUUGUGAGCAUGAAGUCAUAGUUUAAGUGAUCAAAAUAAUACUAGCAUCUAAUCACUCAAUAAAUGUAAACCAUCCCUAUUAUUCUCUUAGCAAAUUCACAGACCCGUGUUCUGGCUACUGUAACCCCUCGUUCGCUGCUGCAGGGUUACCCAUCGCUUCGAGUCUUACUCUCCCUGGGACUUGACUCGCCUUUUUCUUGCCUUUUCAGCCCUUCAACACUAUACUGUCUUUUGUGUUUUUUUCUUUGGUGCUUCGGCUAUAUGGCAUGCUCUCUGACCUGCUUUCUCUCUGCAGAGUCAUUAAACUGGAAAGGACCUUAGCGCUCAUCAUUCCCAAGCUUUCCUUUGGGUUUUGAGGAAACUGAGGCCCUCGGAAGUUAAGGUAUCACGAGGCUCUGCUUGGAGUUUCCUUGCUGCACGUCUUCAGCAGAUGUCCCAGACAGAGUGAAAAGGCUGGAGCAGGAAAGACUUAGUGUAGACAUUUUAAAUUCAAAGGAUAUGAUCAGUGUCCCACUGGAAGAUGCCACCACUAGCAAGAAUUUUUGUAACCAGUCUUGUCUUUCAUCAUAUGAAGAAAAAAGAAAGCCGCUUGUCACCGUAUGCACUAAUGGCAUUUUGACGACGUGCAGCGUGUGUCAGAAGACCGCUAUUAUUCAGUAUGAAAUAAAAUAUAAGAACAUGAAGCAUAGUUUUUGCAGUAAUGCCUGCUUUUCAAAGUUCCACUCUGCUAACGGCCUAAUCAUGAACUGCUGCGGCAACUGUGGCACCUACUGUUACACCAGCUCCAGCGUCUUCCACGUCCUGCAGACAGGAGGGCAGCCUCAGCUCUCCACCAGUGCAAAGACCCUGACAGCGUGUUCGCAGAAAUCAGCCAAAACACUGACAUCUAUUCCUUGCAAAUCAGCGAAGCCCUCAGAGGAUUUGACUGAGACCACCAAGGACCUGGGGAAGACCGAGCUUUUCUGCUCUGUCAGCUGUCUCUCUGCGUACAACAGAGCGAAGGCGGAGCCUUCCACAGUGAAUGUUUCCAUACAUAAUACUUCACCGGAGCUGCCUUCUCCCAAGAAAGAUACAACCCCAGUGAUCAGCAAUAUAGUGUCCUUGGCAGACACACCUGCUGCCCUGCCUGUCGCGGACACUGACGUCGCACAAGGUCUGGUUUCUUCAGUAACAGCAAAUGUCAUUGUGGAUAUUUCAAAGAGGGCACCCAGUGAUUCGAACAUUGGUGUUACCUGUAGCAGUAGCACGGAAGAGCCAAGACUUUCACCCUCGUUGGUGGUACUGGGUCGGCCAGCAGUGGCUUCCAGUGUAGACAUACAAAAAGAUACAGUGCCAAGCCAGGACCCUUCACACAAUAUGACUUCUGUGAAAAUAAGUGCUGGACCGUGUCACCCAAAGUUUACAUCCAAAGUACAAAAAGUAAAGGGUAAAUCAAGAACUGUUCAAAAACCUUGGUGUUCAAAUUUUCAGCGUUUGAAAAACAGUAGUAAAAAAGAUGUGACAUUCUGUUACUCGUGCCAGUUGUUCUACCAGAAAAAGUUUAGCUGUGCAGGAGAGUCCUGUGCAGCCCAAGGUACCUUUAAUUGGAAAAAAACUCUGGAAAAGUUCAGAAAGCAUGAAAAAAGCAAAAUACAUUUGAAGUCAUUGCAGUUCUGGAGGGAAUACCAGUUUGGUGAUGCAGCUGUCCAUGGUCAUUUAGCUACUCAUUCAAAACAGAUCGAGGGAAACUGGAAGUACCUAAAGCUUAUAAUUGAGAAUAUUUUAUUCCUUGGAAAGCAGUGUUUACCCUUAAGAGAUGACCAGUCUAUUUCAUCUGUGAAUAAAGGCAGUUUUUUAGAAUUGUUAGAAAUCAGAGCAAAGGAUAAAGGAGAAGACGUAUUUCGGCUUAUGAACUCACAAGUUGAUUUCUAUAACAGUACACAAGUUCAAAAUGAUAUUAUUGAAAUCAUCAAGGCGGAAAUGUUAAAGGACGUUGUGGACGAGAUCAACGUCUCCUCAGCUUUUUCAGUGAUCUGUGAUGAGAUAACUGAUGGCACCACUAAAGAGCAGCUUUCAAUUUGUGUAAGGUACCCACAGAAAACGUCGAAGGCUAUCUUAAUUAAAGAAAGAUUCUUGGGUUUUGUUGCUAUUGAAGAGAUGACCGGGACCCACUUACAUAGGACUAUAAAAACGUAUCUGCAGCAAAUUGGAGUUGAUUUGAAAAAAAUACGUGGCCAGGCCUAUGAUAGCACCACCAGUUUGAGGACCAAAUUUAGUAAGAUUGCAGCAGAAUUCAAGAAGGAAGAGCCAAGAGCCUUGUACAUACAUUGUUACGCGCAUUGCUUGGAUUUGGCAGUCAUUAGGUUUUGUAAAGAAGUCAAAGAACUCCGAAGAGCUCUCAGCGUGCUCAGUUCUCUGUUCCACACUAUUCCUGCAUCUGGGGAAAUGUUGGCAAGUUUUCGAAACAUUUGUAAGCUGAGUCAAAACAAAACAUGCCAGAAACACGCAUCCCAACAGUUUUGGAGCAUCCAAGACCGUACUUUACUGUCUGUGAUUGACAGUCUCCCAGAGAUUAUUGAGACCUUGGACGGUAUCUCCAGCCAUUCUGCAAACACAAGUUUGGCUGAUGAAUUGAGUGAUCUGUUGACACUGGUUUCCAAAUUCGAAUUUAUCUUUUGUUUGAAAUUUCUCUAUCGAGUACUGAGUGUUACAGGAAUUCUUUCCAAAGAGCUUCAGAGUGAAACCAUAGACAUUUUCUCUUUGUCUUCAAAAAUAGAAGCAAUUUUGGAAUGUUUAUCAUCUGAAAGAAAUGAUGUGUAUUUCAAAACUAUGUGGGAGGGAACAGAGGAAAUAUGUCAGAAAAUUACCUGUAAAGGUUUUGAGGUUGAAAAACCUACUCUUCGGAAAAGAAGAAAAAUUCAAAAAACAGUGGAUCUCGAUGAUUCAGCCAGUAUGUCUUUUCCUACCUCUAUAGAAGAACAAUACAAAAUUAGUAUUUAUUACCAAGGAUUGGAUACUAUAUUACAGAAUUUAAAAUUAUGUUUUUCAGAGUUCGAUUAUUAUAAACUGAAGCAAAUUUCAGAACUUCUAUUUAAGUGGAAUGAACCAUUAAAUGAAGCAACAGCCAGAAAUGUUCAAGAAUUUUAUAAACUCGAUGCUGACCUUAUCCCAGAGCUCAGAUUUUACCGGCACUAUGCAAAGCUCAAUUUCGUCAUCGACUACGACCGCAUCAACCUCGUCAGCCUUGGCUGCUUGUUCAUUCAGCACGGUCUUCACAAUAAUAUUCCGUGUAUCUCACAGCUGUUGUACACUGCUCUGUCUUGGCCAGUUUCUCCAGCACAUGCUGAAGACUCAUUUUCUAUCCUGCCCCGUCUUAAAACAUAUUUAUGUCAUACCAUGGGACAAGAGAAGCUCAGUGGCCUGGCCCUCAUGGCUGUGGAGCAGGAGUUGGUAAAUAAACUGAUGGAGCCCGAGAGACUAAAUGGAAUUGUGCAAAAGUUUAUCACUCAGAUGAAAGAAAGAUAAUACUUGCUCAGUUGAACUUACCUAAAAGAAUUUUGUAUUUCUGUUGGAAUGGUCAUUUUUUUUAUUUCAGUCAUGCUUCUCUUUUAAGAAAAAGAUGGUUUUAAACAGU